UUCCACUUCAACACUCUCUUACCUUCAGUCCAACCAACACCAACCCUCGAGCUCAACGCCCUCUCCUUCCCUCCAAGAUGGAUUCCAGCAAGCAGCCCGUUAAGCUCGUCAAGGUGACCCGUGUCCUCGGCCGCACCGGAUCCCGUGGUGGUGUCACCCAGGUCCGCGUCGAGUUCAUGGACGACACCUCGCGCUCCAUCAUUCGCAACGUCAAGGGCCCAGUCCGCGUUGACGACAUCCUCUGCUUGCUCGAGUCUGAGCGCGAGGCCCGCCGUCUCCGUUAAAAAUUCACCAAAACGAAAUUUCGCUCGCGUCGUCUAUUUUGUCUCUCUUCUUCUCUCGCAUAUCCCUUACGACCGAUUUUUCAUGAUCACUCUUCGGCCAAAAUCGAGUCCCCCGCUUUUCUUUCUUACCGUAUCUUCAACCUCCUAUCUUCCUCAGCCCU
Penicillium egyptiacum is the source of this 445-nucleotide messenger RNA. NCBI's taxonomy places the organism in Eukaryota, Fungi, Ascomycota, Eurotiomycetes, Eurotiales, Aspergillaceae. The record is from the annotation of a GenBank genome assembly.